Molecule: messenger RNA, 1395 nt
Organism: Penicillium pulvis
Lineage: Eukaryota; Fungi; Ascomycota; Eurotiomycetes; Eurotiales; Aspergillaceae
Product: Zn(II)2Cys6 transcription factor domain-containing protein
Exons: 1
Coding region: 1-1395 (464 amino acids)
Biological process (GO): regulation of DNA-templated transcription
Molecular function (GO): DNA-binding transcription factor activity, RNA polymerase II-specific; zinc ion binding
Source: RefSeq, a predicted model, not a curated record
AUGUCUACUCUCCAGUGGAUCGCGGAAGAUCCCACAAGCAAACAACGCCAUCAUGAAAAGAGAUUGAGAACCCAGCUGGACGUUGAGAAUCGAAAGGAAGACAUUCAGAAGCUCAAAGAAUUUGGCGGAGCGUGCUUGUGGUGCCACCGAAGCAAGAAAAAAUGCGACCCUGCCCCAAAUUGCCAGCCCUGUCGCGCCAAUAAGCGCAAGUGCGUUCGGAGUUCUUCACAGCUGUGCUUGAUAGGUCAUUUCAACCCCGCCCAUGAGAACUCGCUUAUGUCUUUCGGUCCUCCCUCCCAAGAGGCGCUGAACAUCAUGUAUCUGAUGGCUGGCCAGGCUUUCUCAAAUAUGCCUUUUGUGAAAGCCCAUCUCAACAUUCAACAUGAAAACAGAUUGCCAUGUCUAGCAGUCACCAAAGAUGACAUGGACCCAUUCAAAUCCGAAACAAGACGCCUCAUGAACGACUUCAUUUUUCGAGCGACUACUCGCAUAACUUCUCCCGAGCUGGACAGGCUUACUGGAGUUUAUUCAACUCACCCACUGGUUGUGACGGCAAUCAAAAUGACCAAGUCAUUCAUCACUAUUCGGAACCUGGCUACUACCCGGGUUCAUCUCUGCACAUCUGACACUAAACUGGCUCAAUCAACUCUGUUCUUGUUACUGAUUGGUGGUAUACAAAAUCUUGCCGCCUGUUCUAAUAGCUUCACACUUGUAUUAUGUGAAGCACUACGCCGAAGAAACUACGAGCGUACUAACCCCGCCACAAAGGACCAGCCUCCAAGCUCUUGUAGCCCAAGUCCAGUACCUUUAGCGACAGAACUGUACUUCCAAACUGUGGGAGGUUUACUCGAAUUGACCAAAAGCCCGAUCGUCGCACUAAUCUUCAAAAAUGUGGAGCGGCACCUCCAAGAAGUGCAUGCCACUCUAAAGAGUAUACUCGCAUCAAUCAACGCUAAUCAUCCAAAAAGUGCCAAACAUACAGUCAAACGCAUCCCGGGUGAACUAAUUGCUGCCAUUUCGUCCAUCAGAUACUUUGAACUAAAUUUCUGGGUGGAAUGGGUAGACACCAAUGGAAAUAUUCGGUCAACAACAGCGGUUGAACAGGGUUAUGUCCCUGAACUAACAUCUUAUGAAGUUGAGGCGCUUCUUCAAACUGGAAUUGACAAUCUAGGGUCUCUUGAGAAGUCCACAAAUAAAGACCAGAUAGGUCCUGUGUUGGCCAACGUGCCUGCUCAGUCUAUCUCUACGGAGACUGAGACUGACCAUGCCUCUAAUACCGUGGGAUUUGAUAGUCCUUCUGCUGAAUCUGGCAUUUUUGAUGAUAUUCUUAACUCGACUCCGUGGGAUUGGGUUGCUGCGGAUGAUGAACUCUACUUUGGUUUUAUGGAUCAAUAG